Messenger RNA from Osmerus eperlanus (European smelt), 988 nucleotides. Its product is annotated as E3 ubiquitin-protein ligase RNF135. NCBI's taxonomy places the organism in Eukaryota, Metazoa, Chordata, Actinopteri, Osmeriformes, Osmeridae. Bases 1 to 789 code for a protein of 262 amino acids. Gene Ontology annotation, molecular function: protein binding. The record is from RefSeq and is a predicted model, not a curated record. The transcript is spliced from 5 exons.
AUGUCACACUUUACGUUUAGUUUCAAACGAAGAAUCUACUGGACCACAAACGGCAAAGUCUGUGAAGUAGCACUGCAGACAUCAGCCAGCUUGGAAGACCGUGUUGAAAGUCACGCUUUACCGGAACAGGCUGAGGACUCAGAUGCUGAUAUUCAACCCAGUGCAGGGGCGACACAGGUCCCAGAUCCCCCUGAAAGCCCAUUACAGGAGUUGCCUAUCUCCCCAUCUACACACAGGCACAGAGCGCAAGACAUCCCCCCUCCCCUACCUGAUGCAAGCUUCGCCAGACUGACCCUCACCCCAGCCCUGGGUCACAGACGCCUGGUCUUUAAUGGCUACAAGGUCAGCACCCGAAGGGCAAGCUCAGUAACCCACGGCGACCGCUUCGACGUCAGCCAGUGUAUGGCGGAGCAAGAAUUCAGCCAGGGUUGCCAUUACUGGGACGUGGACACAUCGGAGAGUGUGGGCUGGGCCGUGGGCGUGGCCUACCUGGGUAUGGGCCGACAGGAACAGCUGGGCCGCACCCCCAGCUCCUGGUGUGUGGAGUGGAGCACGAACAGACUCAGCUACUGGCACGACAACGUGGAGGACCCCCUCAAACAUGGCCGUCCUGAUUUAGUCCGAGUGGUCCUGGACAUGAGUAAUGGGACGUUGUCGUUCUACGGACUGUCCGCCGGGAAUACUCUGUUGCACUGUGUGCAGGAGGGCUUCUCUGAGCCAGUGAGGCCCGUGUUCUGGCUGUUUGGGCUGAAGGUCCCCAAUGUUCUGUCCUUCCCUGGGAAUCAGUAAACUCUCAAUGGGACUGUGUUUUUACAAAAGGUGGAGGGACUUUUUUUAUGGACAUUUGUCUGUUUCUGCUCAUCACUUUUUAACAUGAAUUAAAUAUACUUAAGAGGAUAUGAAAGUAAAUAUGAAUGAAUAAUCAAUAAAUGGAACACUGUCCAUCAAUGAAUAAUGCAGCCAUACGAGAAUUUUUUGUUAUACGAGU